Parasteatoda tepidariorum (common house spider) is the source of this 3612-nucleotide messenger RNA. RefSeq names its product PH domain leucine-rich repeat protein phosphatase (gene Phlpp). NCBI's taxonomy places the organism in Eukaryota, Metazoa, Arthropoda, Arachnida, Araneae, Theridiidae. Gene Ontology annotation, cellular component: cytoplasm. The record is from RefSeq and is a predicted model, not a curated record. Gene Ontology annotation, molecular function: protein binding.
AGAGCAGACGAUACUGGUAAGAGCUCAAGCGAAACCAAGAGAAGGCGGAAUCAUUUGUUGGUCUCGUCUUCAGGGAACAAGGUUGUCCAGAACACGUGAAGAAGUUUUGAGUGAGUUUGUUUUGUGUUGACAACAAAUGAAUCUCUUCUCAUUUUCCACCUGUGAACUUCACCAUUGUUGUUAAUUAUACGCUGUUUCAUACAGAUUAACUUGGGUUCAUAAGAGUACGUUUUAAACAAGUGUCUAAUUAUGUGAUUUUUAAAAGAAAACAAAAUCUGCAAAGAAAUCGUUUGGUGUCUCUCCUCUAAUAUCCUGUCCCUAUUGGGAAAUGUGUUGACAAUGAAAUAGGGAUCUAUUGUGGUGACCGCACAUAGUGAUCAGUAUUAUGACCAUUGUAUUUACCAGCGGAAGUUCCCGCCCUGCUACCGACAACAGGAUUUUAUCUGUGGAUAUUAACCAUGUGCAAAAUGGACCCGAAGAAGUGAAAUUAACGGGACGUGAGCUCGUCGCCCUUCCGAAUUACGUUCGCAAAAAUGUUCACCUUAAAAUAUUGGAUUUAUCUCACAAUUUCCUCGGUCGAGGUGAGCCGGGCACGAUUGCUCAACUCACUGAGCUUCGUCACAUGACGAGGCUCAAUCUCUCUGUGAAUGAACUAAAGACAAUCCCUUUGGAUUUUUCUCUGUUCCCCUACUUGGAAGUGCUUUGUUUGGCUGGAAAUGAAUUGGAAUACUUGACGGAAGAAAUUGCAAAUUUGACCAGGCUAAAAAGAUUGCACUGCGACUUCAAUAUUUUGAGCCAACUUCCUUAUGAUUGGUCAUCUUCAUCAUCACUCUCCACACUUACUCUCUCGAACAAUAAUCUAAUAGAACUUCCCGUUACUAUAUGGACUUUACAAUCUUUAGAAAUUUUGAAUUUACAAAAGAACAGAAUUUCUAAUAUUGGUCCAUUGCCAAAUGGUGCUGCGAGUCAUUUAAAAGAGCUUAGGUUGUCAUGGAAUAGAUUGUCUGGAUCUUUGGAUUUAUCUCCUUUAGAGAAUCUGUCUCAUCUAGAUGCAUCGCACAACGAUCUGGAUGGGAUCGAUGCAUCGAAAUUGCAGAAGCUGGAGACGCUGAUAGCUGACCAUAAUGCCCUGAAAGCGCUGAACCUCAACGGAGCUAAACUGCGACUGCUGAAAGUCAACGGAAACGAAUUGGAUGAAAUAGUCUGCAAAUUAGCUCCUUUGCAGUUAGAGCAUUUAGAUAUUUCUCUAAAUAAUUUUCGCCUGUUGCCGGAGUGGAUAUGCGAAGCUAAAUCUUUGCGAAACCUAUUUGCAGAGCAAAAUCGGCUUUCAGAUGUUCCUGGCGAGUUGUUUAGGUUCUUCAGCCUCGUUAAUUUAAAAUUAAAUCAUAAUUAUCUAACUAAUCUUCCCAGUUUAUCUGUACAGUGCCAUAUUAAGCUCCUUUGUUUACAGUUCAACCAACUUUGCAAAUUACCAGAAAACUUCUUUUGGGCAUUUCCUUGUUUGGAAAUUCUUAAUUUAUCCUAUAAUUCCUUGAAAUCCAUACCUCAAUCCUACGGUACAAUUCCCAGUUUGAAAUCUCUGAUCUUAUCUGGAAAUUCCUUAGAAGAUUUAACGAGCCUGCAAAUCCUACUUCAAAACUCUAGAAUAGACAGUUUACAUCUAGCUUAUAGCAAGCUGAAAACUCUACCAGACAACUUCUUUGAAUACCUGCACGCUCUUCGAUCUCUGUCAUUAUCAGGAAAUGAAAUCGAAUCCAUUUCUAGUCAAAUAACCAAAAUACCGAACUUGGAAAAGCUUUAUCUACACUCAAAUCUACUGACCUCAGUGCAAAAAUUGACUGAAUUCAGCAAUCUACAGGUUCUUGAUUUAGCUUGUAAUCAAGUUCAGCAGUUGGAGCUGGCCACUAUUGUGCCUAAAAAUCUUACUUACCUUGAUCUCUCUGCUAACUGCAAUUUACAAAUAGAUCCCUCAGAUUUCCAACACUUAUGUUGCCAAAGGUCUGUGGCCGUUGUAGAUGUGAAUUGUGCCGGCCGACAAGCGCCACUCAAAGACAAUAUUUCCAAAGAAAUGGAAUCCAGUAGUCCAUGGACUUUGGGAUUUACGGAAUCACACGAUGGCAAUACGCGAAUAUACAUAGAAUUUCAAAAAGAUUCCUCAAAUGUACGCCAGGAGGCUCUCAUUGCACUGAUGGAAGUGGACGACUUGAAUGAAGUGGGACAAUUGCGCAACGUUCUGCCAGAGCUACUCAGAUCUGAACGAGAAGCAAAGGAAACAUACCCACAGUUUAUAAAAAAUUCCCUCAUGUCAUGCGUCAGGUACUUGCGAAGCAGAGGGUAUGAAAAAGACUUCGGUAUAACAAUGUGUCACCUCUCUUCAUCUCAUGGUAGCCCAGUCACCCUCAGGCUGGGUACCGUUGGCAGACCAUCCUCUUGCAUCUUGGGAAGAUCUGGAAAUAUCAUUGUUCUAGCACAGAGGCAAGAUACUGCUCCUUUCGAAAUUGAAGAAUGGGUGUCUGCUAUACAAGGCACAGAAAUAUGUUACAACAACCACCUAAGUAGUCAUCAAAGUAAAGUGAUACCAAAAGAAAUCUGGUCUUCAAUUCCCGAACCAGAAGUCCGAGAAUUGGUUCUCAGUUCUCAGGAUAAGUUCCUCGUAUUUGGAGACAGUGGAUUUUCCCAAACACUUCCAGCAGAAGAAGUGUGCAAGCAGGUGCAGAGCACUACCUCCCCAGUCGGUGCCAGUAAGGCUUUGUCAGAAAUGUACUCAGCAUUAACUAAUGGUCGGAGAGAAUGCAUAUCAGUUAUAUUACUUAAAUCAGAUUCUUCUGUACCAGUUGAAGAAGAAGUGGAGAAGUACAGGUGUUGGGAAUUCAUGUUGGAACAGAAUCACAAGUUGUUGUUUACCAAGGAGCUAGAAACUCUUAACAAAACAGCGUUGCAAAACGAACAAAAUUCUACUAAUGCAGAUCCAUCUUCCUGGUAUACAAGUGCAUUAUCCAAAUAUAAGUGCCCAUUGCCGUCUCAUAGAGGGCGCUACUAUUGUUAUGGCAAUAAACUGGAGUGAGUUUAAGUAGAUUUUGUGCUUUUCUUCGUGCGGACGGUUGCUAAUCUUUUAUUACCCCAUCACUAACUGAGUAACAUCACUAACUGAGUAACUGAGACUAAGUUCUUUCUCCAUUUCAAUAGGUAACUGAAGCCAUUAUAUCUUAGAAAACUUUUGUAUUCCUGCAAACAUAGAGUAUAACUAUUUAACAAUGAGUAAUUAAUCUCUUAGUGCUCUUGAAUUGGAAGUUGUCUUAAAUUGAAAAAUGGCUCUAGUAAUCCUGAAUGACGUCAGUUGCUUGUUGGUUGAAGCUGGAGCAACAGAGAUCUCCCUUCAAAAGGAUGUAAGGGAGAGAAUGGAGAGGAGUGCAAAAUCUAUCUAACAUUCAAUAAUUCGUUGCUUAUUAUAUAUGUAAAUAAAAUUAAUGAUAUUUCUGUUGUGUGACUCGUUGAUGUAGAAAGAAGGAAGCUCAAAAUCAUUUUUGGCACAGCAUGUUGUUAUUUUUAAACUGUUUAAAAAAAAUUCUGUAAGUCUGUAAUUUUUUUGUAUAGUUAUAUCGAAAAUAAAAU